Messenger RNA from Sphaeramia orbicularis (orbiculate cardinalfish), 1724 nucleotides. It is a transcript of the gene aldh6a1, whose product is annotated as aldehyde dehydrogenase 6 family, member A1. Gene Ontology annotation, molecular function: methylmalonate-semialdehyde dehydrogenase (acylating, NAD+) activity. The coding region runs from base 116 to 1696 and encodes 526 amino acids. Gene Ontology annotation, cellular component: mitochondrion. The transcript is spliced from 12 exons. Gene Ontology annotation, biological process: thymine catabolic process; L-valine catabolic process. NCBI's taxonomy places the organism in Eukaryota, Metazoa, Chordata, Actinopteri, Kurtiformes, Apogonidae. The record is from RefSeq and is a predicted model, not a curated record.
CCCACACUGAGGUUCGUCUGUGCAACUGGGAAAGCUAAAGGCUGUCUUCUUCUGGAGUUCUACCUGCAGAGUUGUCCAAAUCCAGUCAGCUUGCGGUCCAUAUAACAUUUCCAUCAUGGCGUCAGCAGCUUUAAGAUCAGUACUAAAAACAAAGGUUCCCCUUAAAGUUGGCCGCAUGUCCUACUCCUCCUCCUCAGUGCCCACUGUCAAGCUGUUCAUUGAUGGGAAGUUUGUCGAGUCGAAGAGUUCAGAAUGGCUGGACAUUCACAAUCCUGCCACCAACGAAGUUAUUGCCCGCGUACCCAAAGCCACCCAGGAGGAGAUGUCAGCUGCAGCGGACUCCUGCUCCAGAGCCUUCCACUCCUGGUCUGAGAUGUCCAUCUUGGCUAGGCAGCAGAUCUUUCUGCGCUAUCAGCAGCUUAUCAAGGAUAACAUUAAAGAACUGGCUAAGUCCAUCACAGUUGAACAGGGCAAGACCCUCGCAGAUGCAGAGGGGGAUGUGUUCAGAGGAUUGCAGGUUGUGGAACACUCUUGCAGCAUCACCUCUCUGAUGCUUGGUGAAACUCUGCCCUCAAUCACCAAGGACAUGGACACAUACACCUACCGUUUGCCUCUUGGGGUGUGUGCUGGCAUCGCCCCCUUCAACUUCCCUGCCAUGAUUCCUCUGUGGAUGUUCCCCAUGGGCAUGGUCUGUGGAAACACCUACCUGUUGAAGCCUUCGGAGCGCGUACCGACUUGUACCAUGCUGCUGGCCAAGAUGCUGCAGGAUGCUGGUGCUCCAGAUGGGACGCUCAACAUCAUCCACGGCCAACAUGACGCGGUGAAUUUCAUCUGUGAUCAUCCUGCCAUAAAGGCAAUCAGCUUCGUUGGCUCAAAUCAAGCAGGAGAAUAUAUUUAUGAGAGAGGCUCUAAGAAUGGAAAGAGGGUCCAGUCGAACAUGGGAGCCAAGAACCAUGGUGUGGUGAUGCCUGAUGCCAACAAGGAGAACACUCUGAACCAGCUGGUGGGUGCAGCGUUCGGUGCAGCGGGACAGCGCUGUAUGGCCCUGUCCACAGCCAUUUUGGUGGGUGAGGCUCGCAGCUGGCUGCCCGAGCUGGUGGAGCGCGCCAAGGCUCUGCGCGUGAACGCAGGAGACCAGCCUGGUGCAGAUGUGGGGCCUCUGAUCUCACCGCAGUCCAAGGAGAGAGUCUGCAGUCUGAUCCAGAGUGGUGUGGAUGAGGGAGCCAAGGUGCUCCUCGACGGCAGAAAUGUCAAAGUCAAGGGCUAUGAGAAUGGCAAUUUUGUGGGGCCCACCAUCAUCGGCAAUGUCACACCUGAGAUGAAGUGCUACACUGAGGAGAUCUUCGGGCCUGUGUUAGUGGUUCUCGAGGCAGACACUCUGGAUGAUGCCAUCAGUAUGGUCAACAACAACCCCUAUGGCAACGGCACGGCUAUCUUCACCACAAAUGGUGCCACUGCGCGCAAAUACACUCAUGAGGUGGACGUGGGCCAGGUUGGAGUCAAUGUUCCAAUCCCCGUUCCGCUGCCGAUGUUCUCAUUUACUGGAUCAAGAGGAUCCUUCAGAGGUGACAUGAACUUCUACGGAAAGCAAGGAAUCCAGUUCUACACACAGAUAAAAACUGUCACCUCACAAUGGAAAGCUGAAGAUGCCACUUUGAAAAGUCCUGCGGUUACCAUGCCGACAAUGGGACGCUAACUACACUACAUACAGUAUUUUUCUGAAC